GAAUGGAAUGGCAUUGAAUUAUCGACGCAGAGUAAUUGGCAAUGGCAACCACCAAAAUCAAAUGUGGAUUUUGAGUAAAUCGGAUUUCCAAAUCGAAGCAAUCCAACGAACGAUCAACUGCUCAAUCGCCAAACAUCGCCCUAUUCCGUUCAUUCGCCAAGCGCUGCUGCUGCGACGUUUUUAUCAUUUCAAUGAAUCUCAUGCCCUAAGCUAGCUAGCUGCGAAUGGAUUGAGAAAGAGGGCAAAAUAUACUGUUCGUAUGGGUGUUUUGUGAUUCUCAUUGGGGAUUGCAUUGCUGAAGCUUAAAAUGUCUGUCGCCGAGCCGAACAAGAUACAACAGAAAGCGUGCGUACGAGAUAAUAAUAAUAAUGACAAUAACCAUAAUACAGGGAAGCUGUCUUCUGCUCCAAUCCAUGAAUCAGGGGGCGUAGUGCAGGGGAAACCGUCUUCUUCUGCUACCCCUGAACCAGGGUGCAUAGGUAAGCAAUCUUCUGCUGCUAACCCUGAACCAGAAUGCAAAGCGAAGGGAAAACCGUCUUCUGCUGCAACCCCUGAAUCAGGGUGCAAAUCGAAGGGGAAAUCGUCUUCUGAUUCAAUCCCUGAAUCAAGGUGCAUAGGGAAGCCAUCUUCUGCUGCUACCCCUGAACCAGAGUGCAAACUGAAGGGGAAACAUUCUUCUGCUGCGACCCCUGAAUCAGGGUGCAAAAUAAAGAGGAAAUCGUCUUCUACUGCAACCCCUUGCAAAGUGAAGGGGAAAUCAUCUUCUGCUGCGACUUCUGAAUCAGGGUGCAAAGUGAAGGAGAGAUCGUCUUCUGAUUCGAUCCCUGAAUCAAGGUGCAUAGGGAAGCCAUCUUCUGCUGCUACCCCUGAACCAGAGUGCAUAGUCAAGGGGAAACCGUCUUCUGCCGCGGCGCCUGAAUCAGGGUGCAUAGGGAAGCAGUCUUCUGCUGCUAACCCUGAACCAGAGUGCAUAGUGAAAGAGAAGCCAUCUUCUGCUUCGAUCCCUGAGUCAGGGUGCAUAGGGAAGCCGUCUUCUGAUGCUACCCUUGAACCAGGGUGCAUAAUGAAGGAGAACCCAUCUUCUGCUUCGAUCCCUGAAUCAGGGUGCAAAGUGAAGGGGAAGCCGCCUUCUGCUGCAACCCAUGAAUCCGGGUGCAUAGGGAAGCCGCCUCCUGCUGCAAUCCAUGAAUCAGGGAGCAUAGUGAAGCCACCUACAAACUCUGAAUCAGGGCUUUGUCUCUCUGACCUGUUGCAAAGGGAAGCCUCUUCGAAUUGGAAUAGCCAGUCCUCAAGGGAUUUGUUCAACUCCAUUUCCAGUCCGCAAAUGAGGCUGAAGGGUCUGUUAUCUGAAGAUGGCAACAGAGUCUGUGCCGACUGUGGUGCGCCGGAUCCAAAAUGGGUAUCCUUGACAACCGGAGCAUUCAUCUGCAUAAAAUGUUCUGGAGUACAUAGAAGUCUGGGAGUGCAUAUAUCAAAGGUUGUGUCGGUGAAGCUCGAUGAAUGGACUGAUGAGCAAGUCGAUACUCUAGCUGAAAUCGGUGGAAACACUGUGGUGAACUUAAAAUAUGAGGCUCACAUUCCUGCUAAUUAUAAGAAACCAAAACCAGAUUCAUCUUCGGAUGAGCGCAACGACUUCAUUAGGAGGAAAUAUGAACUGCAACAGUUCAUCAAUCCAGAAACACAGCUUUCUUGCCCGUUUCCAUUCCCAACGAACGAUCAUUCCAGUUCUUUGGACAACGGCACUGCUGAUAAGAAGCACUACGAGAAGCAGUCGACUAGUAAAGGCAUUCAAAGUAUCGGGCUAGCGUUCCGUAAUAGCUGGAGACGAGCAGACCACAAGUCUUCCAAGAAGAGCAACUCAAUGGCAGGUAUGGUCGAGUUUGUUGGACUUAUUAAGGUUAAUAUCGUUAAGGGCACCAACUUAGCUGUCCGAGACAUGAUGACGAGCGAUCCUUAUGUGAUGCUCACACUCGGAAAUCAGUCGAUGAAGACACGCGUUAUAAAGAAUAACCUCAACCCCAUUUGGAACGAAAGCCUAAUGUUCUCCAUCCCGGAGAACAUACCUCCUCUCAAGCUGCUAGUUUAUGACAAGGAUAAGUUCACGACGGAUGAUUUUAUGGGGAGCGCGGAGAUUGAUAUCCAGCCAUUGCUCUCGGCGGCGAAGGCUUCAGAGAGCUCGUUGAUAAAUGAGUCAACCCAACUCGGGACGUGGAAAGCGAGCAAAGAGAAUACGCUGGUUAAAGACGGGGUGAUUAGCUUCGAAGACGGGAAGGUGAAGCAAGAAAUAUCGAUCAAAUUGCAGAACGUCGAACGGGGAGUGUUAGAGAUCGAGCUCGAAUGCGUCCCGCUAACACAAUGAUCGCAACGAGUGAGAUUAAGACUAUUUUUUUUGUUGUAAAAAGUUGUUGUAUCUUAGUAUAUAUGAACAAAAUUGCUAGCUCUUAUAAUGUUUGUUAUGUAUGUAUCUUGUGUAUAUUGUUUAGACGAAAGAAAAUGUUGGAUAUGGUUAUAAAAUAAAUGUUAAUAUUUGCAC
Messenger RNA from Andrographis paniculata, 2533 nucleotides. RefSeq names its product probable ADP-ribosylation factor GTPase-activating protein AGD11. The record is from RefSeq and is a predicted model, not a curated record. NCBI's taxonomy places the organism in Eukaryota, Viridiplantae, Streptophyta, Magnoliopsida, Lamiales, Acanthaceae. Bases 308 to 2359 code for a protein of 683 amino acids. Gene Ontology annotation, molecular function: phospholipid binding; GTPase activator activity. The transcript is spliced from 10 exons.